AUUGGGUUAAGUUCGUUCACUCGUCCCUCAUGAACGAAACGCACACAUACAGUCAUAUAGUUGCGGCUGAAUUUUUGUGAAAGGAAGUUGUAGCGCCGCGCAGUGCAUUUUUUUCUGUAACAACAACAACAACAACAUCAUCAUCAUCUCUACCUACAACAAGAAAAACUUCAGACAGUGCGCUCCCACAAUAAGAACAACAACGACGAGAACAAUUACAGAAAAGAAGAGAGCGAGAGACAAGUACCGUUAGAAGAACUUAACGAAAGAACUAUGAGUGUCGUCUGAGAGAGAGCGUACGCCAGAAGAAGACUACAACAACAACAACUGCAGCCGCACCAGACGAACAACAACUACCGCAAUUGACAACUAUCGAAGAGAGUCUCCGCUCUCAUUUUGAAUGUGUGUGGGGUGGUCCGUUCGUCGCAAAGAUAUCAAGUAGCAGAGGGAGAGACAGAGAGAGAGUGAGAUUGACGAGCGAACGACAAGCAACUUAACGGCACCUAUCAGCAGCAGGCCAGCUGAGAGCGCUGAGCGCCAGAGGCAGGAAACAAGCAGCUCUCUCUGCAUCUCUCGACAGCUUGAUCCCCACCACCAGCCCCGUCCUACGCCUACGCCAACCCCUCCCCCCACACACGCACACAAACCAUCACAGCAGCAAGUGAACGGUAUAUUUUUUUUUGCUAGAUCGAUAAAACAGAUAUCGAUAAACGUCUAUAUAAAUAUAUAUAUAAUUAUAUAUACCAAGAGAAAGAGCACGCGGAGUAUUUUGUUGAAAAAAUACUCGUGCCCCAAACACACUCAGGAUAUGUACGGCAACAAUAAUCCGGGUAGUAACAAUAAUAACGGUGGUUAUCCCCCAUACGGUUACAACAAGUCGAGCGGUGGGCGUGGAUUUGGCAUGUCGCAUUCAUUGCCAUCUGGAAUGGAUACAGAAUUCUCAUUUCCAAGUUCCUCGUCCCGUCGCGGUUACAAUGAGUUUCCCGGCGGCGGUGGCAUUGGCAUCGGCGCCAAUGGCGGCAGUGCCAAUAAUCUUGGCGGCAACAUGUGCAACCUGCUGCCAAUGACCAGCAACAAUUCGCUUAGCAAUCUAUGCGGACUGUCGCUGGGCAGCGGCGGCAGCGAUGAUCACAUGAUGAUGCACGAUCAGCGAUCGAGCAACACCAAUCUGAUUGUGAACUACUUGCCCCAGGACAUGACUGAUCGCGAGCUGUACGCCCUAUUCAGAGCCAUUGGACCCAUCAACACGUGCAGAAUCAUGAGAGACUAUAAGACUGGGUACAGUUUUGGCUAUGCUUUCGUGGACUUCACGUCGGAAAUGGACUCACAGCGCGCCAUCAAAGUUCUGAAUGGCAUUACGGUGCGCAACAAGCGGCUAAAGGUUUCUUAUGCUCGUCCUGGCGGUGAAUCCAUCAAGGAUACCAAUCUGUAUGUGACCAAUCUGCCGCGCACAAUUACCGAUGAUCAGCUGGACACGAUCUUUGGCAAAUACGGUUCCAUUGUGCAGAAGAAUAUCUUGCGUGACAAGCUGACCGGUCGGCCGAGGGGCGUGGCAUUUGUGCGCUAUAACAAGCGGGAGGAGGCACAGGAGGCCAUCUCGGCACUGAACAAUGUCAUACCCGAGGGCGGGUCCCAGCCGCUGUCCGUGCGCCUCGCCGAGGAGCAUGGCAAGGCGAAGGCGGCACACUUCAUGUCACAGAUGGGCGUGCCAGCGCCGAAUGCACCACCGCCGCCACCACCACCACCGCCGCAUAUGGCGGCCGGCUUCAACAACAUGGUUCACAGAGACGGAGCUAUGGAAAAAUUACGCUCAUUAUUCGAUGCUAUAUGCGAUGCUAUCUUUGGUCUCGAUAGUGACAACUUUGCCGAUUUGCUUGACGGACUGUACCGUAGGAAGUACCAUUAUCCCUACUUAUAAUUGACACCCCAUCAGCAGCAGCAACUACAACAACAUCAGCUGCAGGCGAUUGGCAAUAGCAACAGUAACACCAACAUUAACCACAUGCUACUCUACCAUCAGCACUAUCAUCAGCAACAACAAGAACUACAACGCCUGGGCAAUAAUGCUGCUGCUCACAGUUUGAGCCCGAAUGGAGGAAACAACAACAACAACUUCAACCAAUCUAAUAACAAUAGCUCUAACAACAACAACUCCAACAACAACAAUACCAACAAUCAUUUGGAUGUAAUACGACAGAACGGAGUCGCUGCUCUGAAUUAUCUUCAACAACAACUGCAGUUGCAGCAACCGCAAUCACAACAACCACUACUAUCACCACCACCGUAUCAGCCACAGUCACAGCCACAGCAACAGCAACAGCUGAAUGGACACUCAUCCCGUCAACAACAACAGCAAAAGAAUCAACAACCCUCCAGUAGUAGCAGUCUCAACAAUGGUCACACCAACAACCAUACCAACAGCUACAACAGCGGCAGUAAUGAGAUGCUCCACAGCAGUUACACCAAUAACAAUAGUAGUGGCCUUCCACUGACUAACAAUUACACCAACAGCAGUAAUAGUGGCCUGGCACUCAACAACACUUACACCAACAACAGUGGCAGUGGUCUGGCACUCAACAAUAGUUACAGAAACAUUAGUGGGAAUAACUUGGCCCUCAACAACACAAACAGUUACACCAACAACAGUAACAGUGGACUGUCACUCAACAACACUUACAACAACAACAAUAGGACGGGUCUGGCACUCAACAACAGCUUCACCAACCACAGUGGGAAUAGUCUGUCACUCAGCAACUUUACCAACAAUAGUAGCAGUAGCAGUGGUCUAGCGCGCCACAGCAGCUCAGGCCACACCAGUAGCUACACCAACAAUCAGAACAAUAGCCGCGCAGGCCCCAACAAUAGCUGCAGCAACAAAAGCAAUGACCUGCCACACAACAACAACAACAACAACAGCAGUCACAACAAUCAGAGCAAUGGCAGCCAUAGUAGUCGUUCCCCACAGCACGAGUUCAGCUUCAAUAUACCAACCCCUGAGCAGGAGCUGCAGCAGCAGACACUCAAGCUGCAGCAACUGCACAUCAGCAACAGCUUCCACGCAACAUCAGCAGCAACAAGUGAAGGUGCAACAACAGACACGACAGCGACAACCACAGCCAAUCACACAUCAAAUGUUGGCUUCCUCUGGCGUACAGAUAAUAUAUAAAACAAAUGAUAAGCAUAUAUAAUCUAGAACCUAAUAUGGAUCAUCGUAGUACCAGUAUCCAUCGAAACCAUUUAUCCAAUUAUAUAUAUAUAGAUAUAUAGAUACGAAACCCAAAUUUUUAUGUUCUCAAACCCCGAUACCUUUUUUUUGUGUAUGUUCCUCAUUCGAACUUUUAUGUUGUAGUACGUUUUUUUUCUUUUUGUGCUUUUUUUUGGGAAGAACCUUUUUUUUCUUUUUUGUAACUAGCUGUAAGACAAGACACGUAUACAUAUAUAUAAAAAGAUACAUAAAUAUAUAUAUAUAUAUAUAACCUAUAUAUAUAUAUAUGUAUAUAGAUCGAGAGGUCUAUAUCGGAAGGAACGAUCAUUUUUUUUGCGUACACCUAGAGAAAUAACUACGAAAACACACAUUUUUUUGUCACAUAUUUAUAAUAAUGAUAUAUAUAUAUCAAAAGGAAUAUAUACAAGAUUAUAUAUAUAUAUAUAUACAUAUAUACAAAAACACACACAUACACUUAUAUAUCUAAUACUAUAUAGCAUACUUGUAGGCGUGAGGACAUAAGCUCUAUUUUUUUUCUCCGUGUCUGAAACUGAAACUGAUUUUUUUGGCGCAAACAAUGCCGCAACAACGUACACGAGUUUCGUGUAUGUUUAUAGCUGAAGUUAAUCCAGAUACUAUGAUUAUCUUAUAAAUAUUGUUUUUUUUUCAUAAUUUAUAAUCAAAUUUUUUUGUCUAUUCAAUAUAUACCGUAACCAUAAUGGACUGGCAAGGUGGCUGCGCAUGCUCAAGUUUUCAGGCUGUUUAAGAAUAAACGAAAACAAAAAAUACAAGAGAAAUACUUAGCUAGAGAUAGGCUUGAGGUGAACUUUGAGUGGGAAACCCCGCACGAAAUUACAAAAUACCAAUUUUUUUCAUAGCUAUAGAGAAGAAACGCUUCUUUUUUUUUUAAUAACAUAAUAAUAAUCGAUGUGAAAUCCACUUUUUUUUUAGUUUAUUUUAUGAAAAAGCUUGAGCAUGUGGCAGCGAUAACGAAAAACAAGAAUUGUAAGAAGGAAAGCAAAAGAAUGAAUGAAACCACGUGAUAAAGAGUCCGACGAAACGGAAAAUCAGAAGAGACAGAAAUACAGAGAGAAGAAAUGGAAAAGCAAAUAAAAAGAAAAGCACUCAAAAUCUUAAGCGCCUGUGGGGUGGAGGUGAGGAACCUGGUCUAGGCAUAAAAUAAUAACCCAUCCCGCAUUGUUUUGUGUUUUUUUAUUUUCCGUAUUUAGUUGUAAGUUUUUUUUGGAUUUUCGUUUUAUUUUAUUAUGAUCUUUUUUUGGCCAGACAUUCUCUUCCCCGGAAAGCAGAGACAGCAUUCAUAAUUUUUUUCGGUGUAGGUGCAUAAAUUAAUGGAAAAACAGAAAACCCAGAGACAUGUAUAACGAUACAACUUUAGAAUAUUCGAUUAUACAUAUAUUUUCCGUUCAAACCUAUCAAUAUUUGUAUGCAUUAGUAGUUCAUGAAUGUGAAAACUUUUAAUUUGUCGACACGAAAUUUUUAUUAUUUGAAAUACCAUUUAUUUUCUAGUUGUAUUACACGGUCCCACAUCUGGCUUCGAAAUACAACAAUUACCAACAAAUAAGCAAGAAAAAUUAUCUAAUAAACAUUUUCACCAUCAGAAACAUU
Messenger RNA from Drosophila pseudoobscura, 4831 nucleotides. It is a transcript of the gene Sxl, whose product is annotated as Sex lethal. Gene Ontology annotation, cellular component: spliceosomal complex. The record is from RefSeq and is a predicted model, not a curated record. The transcript is spliced from 9 exons. Gene Ontology annotation, biological process: sex determination; alternative mRNA splicing, via spliceosome; positive regulation of mRNA splicing, via spliceosome. Lineage: Eukaryota; Metazoa; Arthropoda; Insecta; Diptera; Drosophilidae. Gene Ontology annotation, molecular function: RNA binding.